Molecule: messenger RNA, 1992 nt
Organism: Erythranthe guttata (spotted monkey flower)
Lineage: Eukaryota; Viridiplantae; Streptophyta; Magnoliopsida; Lamiales; Phrymaceae
Gene: ERS
Product: glutamate tRNA synthetase
Biological process (GO): glutamyl-tRNA aminoacylation
Cellular component (GO): mitochondrion
Molecular function (GO): tRNA binding; ATP binding; zinc ion binding
Source: RefSeq, a predicted model, not a curated record
UACUAGCUAGUCGGUCAUCGCUAUCCAUAUUUUCAUUCGAUAACCAGUGCUAUUCCCUUUCCUCGAAAUGGGUUGUCUAGUUGGGGCUCCAGCAAUCCGGAUUCGAGUAGUUCCCGAGGUGGCUCCACUUUUCCGGCGAAGAAUAUUCAGAAGCUUUAGAGUUUCAGCGUCAUCUUCAUCGCCGGCAGAGUCUAUUCGAGUGCGCUUCGCGCCUUCUCCAACUGGGAAUCUCCAUGUUGGUGGCGCGCGUACUGCACUAUUCAACUACUUGUUCGCCAGGUCUAAAGGCGGCAAAUUUGUUCUCCGAAUUGAAGACACCGACUUAGAGAGAUCCACUAAGGAGUCCGAGGACGCUUUGCUUCGCGAUCUUUCCUGGCUUGGUCUCGAUUGGGAUGAAGGUCCCGGUGUUGGUGGAAAUUAUGGCCCCUAUCGGCAGUCUGAAAGAAAUGCCCUUUAUAAGCAGCAUGCUGAUAAACUCCUCCAAACUAGUCAUGUUUAUCGCUGUUUCUGCUCGAACGAGGAGCUUGAAAAGAUGAAGGAGAUAGCAAAACUGAAUCAACUGCCUCCUGUGUACACUGGCAAGUGGGCCAGCGCAACAGAGAGGGAAGUGCAAGAGGAGUUGGCAAAGGGGACUCCUUACACUUAUAGAUUUCGAGUUCCCAAGGCGGGAAGUUUGAAAAUCGAUGAUCUCAUUCGUGGUGAGGUAACUUGGAAUUUAGACACACUUGGGGAUUUUGUGAUAAUGAGAAGUAACGGACAACCUGUUUACAACUUUUGCGUAACUGUUGAUGAUGCCACCAUGGCUAUCUCACACGUUAUAAGAGCGGAGGAACACUUGCCAAAUACUUUGAGGCAAGCUUUGAUAUAUAAGGCUCUGGAGUUCCCAAUGCCUAAAUUUGCACAUGUUUCUUUGAUUCUUGCACCUGAUAGGAGCAAACUCUCAAAACGGCAUGGGGCAACUUCUGUGGGUCAGUUCAAAGAGAUGGGUCUUCUGCCUGAAGGAAUGGUGAACUAUCUUGCAUUAUUGGGUUGGGGAGAUGGUACUGAGAAUGAGUUUUUCACCCUCGAUCAACUUGUUGAUAAGUUCACAAUUGAGCGUGUUAAUAAAAGUGGAGCUAUUUUUGAUUCUACCAAGUUAAGGUGGAUGAACGGUCAACAUUUGAGAUCACUGCCAUCAGAAAAACUAACCGAACUUAUUGGGGAGCGCUGGAAGAGCACUGGCAUGGUCGCAGAAUCAAAGGGGAGUUUUGUAGAAGAAGCUGUCCAGCUGCUGAAGGAUGGGAUUGACUUGAUAACAGAUGCUGAUAAUGCUCUUUCAAGCCUACUGUCAUAUCCUUUAUAUUCGACACUUUCUAGUCCUGAAGGUAAACCUGUAUUAGAAGAUAAGCUGUCGGAAGUUGCUGCGAGUUUAUUAUCUGCCUAUGACAGUGGUGAAUUUACUAAUGCACUUGAAGAAGGUAGUUCUGGUUGGCAGAAGUGGGUCAAGAACUUUGGCAAAGCGCUGAAACGCAAGGGAAAAUCUCUGUUCAUGCCCCUACGAGUAUUGCUGACAGGAAAGCUCCAUGGUCCUGAUAUGGGAGCAGGUUUGCUUCUUGUCUACAAAGCUGGAAUAUGUGGUGAGGUGGCACCGGCAUCCCAUUCGGGUUUUGUGACACUAGAUGAGAGAUUCAAUAUUCUUCGACAAGUUGAUUGGGACUCACUCAACAAAAAUGAUGAUGAUAAUCCAGCUAAUGUGAAGCCAGCUACUGCCCAUGUUUGUUGAUUAACUACAUUUUUGGAUCAGAUCUAUCUGAAUUAUUUAUGUUAAACAUGAUUGAUGAGAUAAUAUUAAUUUGUAAUCAUUUCAAAUGAAUUCUUGGUCAAUUUUGUUUAUUGAGAGAUUGUUAUGGAAAUUUUUGGCGCACACCAAUAAUAAUACAUGUCUAUACUUAGACUAAAGUGGUGAUGAAUGAAUAUUAACAAAUGGAGUAAAUAUAUAUUGAUUUUUUGUGA